AUGAAUCAGUCAGCCAGUACCACUGAGAGAGCACAACUGAUUAAUUGGUGCAGAGGUGAAGAAGUAGACUCUGCCCAUGCAGUAUUAAUGAUUGGUAUACCGGAAGGUACCGAUAUAGCCUUUAUUGAAGAAACCAUGCACACUAUUAAGGUGUUUGGACGCGUGAGAGUAAGAGGGAAAACAUUUAAUGCCCUUACAAAGAGUUUAAUGGUAUUGUGUGAGUGCUCUCGAAUAGAGGACCCAGAUCAGGUCCCCAAUGAAGUACUGCCUCAUGGUGAUCUUGUAGCCUGGAUGCUAGUGGUAGCUGAUGGAGCAACAAUUGAUCCUGGUGAAGGUGUUCCAACCUCAAGCUUUCAGGAGAAGCUUACAAAGCUGCUGCAGGAAGAAGGGAAGACGUUACAUGAGGCCCAGGCUCUCUACCCAGCUGAAGCAUUGCAAACCAUGUCCCCUGAAGCCAUAAUUCGUGCAGUUGGAGACAUUUUAGAGAAAAUGGCAAAAUCACACAACGAGAAUAAUGCGUAUCAGCGGUUACGAAUAUUCUCAGGAAGCAUUCCUACUCCCUCGGGAGAGGAGAGUUUUGAUAGUUGGAUGGAUCAAGCCUGUCUCAUGGUUCAAGAGUGUGACUGCUCCAGCAGAGAGAAAAGGAAGAGAAUCGGGGAGAGCUUGAAAGGACCUGCUUUGGAGAUUAUUCAAGCAGCGAGGGAUGCCAACCCUGAUGCUAGCCCGAUGGACUAUCUGGAAGCACUUGAACACACGUUUGGAACCCCUGAGUCUGGUGAGGAUCUUUAUUUUGCAUUUAGAUAA
Molecule: messenger RNA, 804 nt
Organism: Polyodon spathula (Mississippi paddlefish)
Lineage: Eukaryota; Metazoa; Chordata; Actinopteri; Acipenseriformes; Polyodontidae
Product: paraneoplastic antigen Ma1 homolog
Exons: 1
Coding region: 1-804 (267 amino acids)
Source: RefSeq, a predicted model, not a curated record